Dibothriocephalus latus is the source of this 366-nucleotide messenger RNA. The record is from the annotation of a GenBank genome assembly. Lineage: Eukaryota; Metazoa; Platyhelminthes; Cestoda; Diphyllobothriidea; Diphyllobothriidae.
AUGCCGUCCAGUGCCGUAGUGGGCCACGUGCUUGGUUGCAUACCAGCCAUCGAUCGGGAUUUGUGUUCAACAGCGGAUACCGAUCUUCAGGACUGUCAGGUGGUCGACUAUUCGCUGGAGGCCUUAUCCGACUCAUCAGAACAGUUUACAGUUGACACAGAUGCCUGUGUAGUUCGAACCGAUGUAAAUCUAACGGACGCGCGUUUUGACAAACCCAUCGCUGAACUACGCCUGAUCGCACGAAAUCGCGGAAUAUUUCAAGAAGAUUUUGGGGAGGCCAAACUUGUUAUAUGGCUAAUAAACGAUAUCAAAAUCCCCGGUGUGCUCAUGGUUGUUGUCAUAAAGAAUGUCGAAAUUAGUGAUUAA